This is a messenger RNA of Prorocentrum cordatum, 1081 nucleotides long. The record is from the annotation of a GenBank genome assembly. Lineage: Eukaryota; Dinophyceae; Prorocentrales; Prorocentraceae.
CGAGCGGCUGGGGCACAUCCGCGGUUGCAACACGCGGGCCGUGGAGUAUCUUGAGACUGGUGGGCCCAUGUUAGUGCUGGCGCUCCAGUUCUGGCUCGAGCUGCCCGCCAGCCGCCACGGGCGUCCCUCCAGCUGCUGUUGCUGCUGUUCCCCUCCGCUUCUCGUCCUUCCUUCCUCCCCCCUCCUCGCCUCCCCCGCAAAACGCCCGGCCGAUGGGCCCGCGUCGCGCGCGCCCUCGCGCGGUGGCGCCUGCUGGCGCGAGGCGGAAGCCGGCGGCGAGCAGAGGACGCGCGCUCGUGCCUGGUGGGGAGCUGCUUGUUGGGCGGAACGCUCUCUUUUUCGGGCGCCGCCGCCGCCCGAAGCAGCUGGUGGUGCUACUGCACGGCCUCAACGACUCCGCCGCAUGCUGCGCCAAGGGUGUCGUGUGCCGGUGGGCGAAAGGGCUGCCGGGGGCGCUGCUCGCCGUGCCCCAGUCGCCGCACCGGACGGACUGGAGCACCGACGGGGACCCAGGGUACACCUGGACCCCCACGCGCGGGCUCUUCCUCUUCGAGGCUCAGGCCCGCUUCGGCGCCGAUUCGCACGAGUUCCGGGCCAGCGUCCAGGAGUUCCACCGCUCCGUGCGCAGUAGCUGUCGCGAGCUGAACCGAUGGCUCGACGCAGUGCUCGACAAGCACGGACUGUCCAACGACGACCUGGUGCUGGCUGGUUUCUCGCAGGGAUCGAUCUUGGCCGCGAUUGUUGGCGCAAGGCGGGGGGCCCGCGGGGUGAUCGUCUGCGGGGGCGUUCCGUUCGCGGGCUUCUUCGAGCUCGGGGGUUUGAUGCCCAAGAAGUCGCGCUCGCGCUUCUGCGUGGUCAAUGGGACCAGAGACGAGGUUGUCGAGCGCAGACCUUUAGAAGAGAUGCUGGCCCCAUACGAUUGUGAGUGGCAUUGGAGCAAGGGGGUCGGCCAUGAUUUCCCCUCGAAAUGGUACGCGCUCGAGCUGACCUGGAUGAAGCGACUCUUUGGCACGGCUGACUGAUUAUCGCCAUGAACAGUGUGCGGCCGGCUCCUCCUCCAUCUCCUCCUCCUCCUCCUCCU